AUGUCUGCCCCUUCUACACCAACGUACGAACUCAGGCGAGUCAACUGCCAAGCCUCUGUACCAAAUCACCACAAGGCCAGUGAGAGUCAACGGCUAUCAGCAAGUCCCAGAAGUCUAGCUCAUCCUCUCCACUUGGACGAGGUAUCUAGUUAUGGUCAAUUCGCCAUUCCCAAUGGCGCUGAGCGGGUCAGAGAUGCCGAUGCUCGACUGCGAAGGCAGGUACCACGAUCACGUGGCUUGCAUCAGCUGUCAAACCAGGACUUGUGCUCAUACACAAGUCAGCCAUCUCUCCCCAAACUAGAGCCAGAGUAUGAGCUGUAUCCGACUUCACCUCGAAAGCGUCUUCGGGUCUCACUUGAGAAUACUCUGGUUCCUUCAGACAGACAUGGCCAACCUUCACACCUCGCAUAUGAUAGAAGUCUUGCCCACACUGGCUCCUGGUGUCACUCGACUCCUAUUAGUCCCAGCGAAGGGCAGUUGGAGAUAUAUGGCUCUGAGCAGGAUGUUUUAAGUGAAGAUUGGUAUCCAAGAACACCAAUUGACACCCGACUGUCCACGCCAGACCUCCCUCCGCUGUCCACAGACUAUGAGUUCUGCCCAUGUCAUCUUCCAGACGAGCACAGGCAGGACAGGAUCAACGAAGACUUUUACUUGGCCACAAGAUCCAAGAUGGACAUGCAGAGUAUGUUGAACCACUCCUCGCCAAAGGGCUUGGCAGUAUUGCGCAGUUGCUAA
Molecule: messenger RNA, 735 nt
Organism: Fusarium venenatum
Lineage: Eukaryota; Fungi; Ascomycota; Sordariomycetes; Hypocreales; Nectriaceae
Source: RefSeq, a predicted model, not a curated record